Paraglomus occultum is the source of this 387-nucleotide messenger RNA. The record is from the annotation of a GenBank genome assembly. Lineage: Eukaryota; Fungi; Glomeromycota; Glomeromycetes; Paraglomerales; Paraglomeraceae.
AUGCCGCGUAAAACCUCGGGUAAUACAAGCGUCAAUACGGAAUCUGUCACUAUUUUUGCUGAUCCCGGGACAAGUACGAAACAAAGGGACGAAGAAAGGCUUGUUGUCCAGAACGAGUACGGAGACAACUGUAUUAAACAAGAAAGGGUUGAUGAUAUCGGCACAAAAGGGAAACCGCCAACAAAACGAAAGCGUGGUAGGCCAGCUGGAACCAAUUCUACGAGGAAUAUGUGGACGGCCUCGGAAGACAAACUUUUGAUCGAGGCCAUCCUCUCUCAUAUGGGUACUCCACCGUGGACAGAAGUCAGUAAGAAAGUGCCCAAUAGAAAUGCCAAUGCGUGUCUAACCCGAUGGAAGACACUUCAAAAGAGACUGAUUAAUGAAUGA